Saccharomyces paradoxus is the source of this 672-nucleotide messenger RNA. RefSeq names its product Gos1p (gene GOS1). The record is from RefSeq and is a predicted model, not a curated record. Gene Ontology annotation, biological process: vesicle fusion; endoplasmic reticulum to Golgi vesicle-mediated transport. The transcript has a single exon. The coding region runs from base 1 to 672 and encodes 223 amino acids. NCBI's taxonomy places the organism in Eukaryota, Fungi, Ascomycota, Saccharomycetes, Saccharomycetales, Saccharomycetaceae. Gene Ontology annotation, cellular component: Golgi medial cisterna; cis-Golgi network; Golgi membrane. Gene Ontology annotation, molecular function: SNAP receptor activity.
AUGAGCUCACAACCGUCUUUCGUCACCAUAAGGGGCAAGGCCAUUUCUCUAGAGACCCAAACGGAGUCCCUCCUCUCUAAGUACUCCACUUUCGCGCAGACAACUAGCUCAGAACAAACCGGUCAAGAGAAGAAGAUAGACAAGCAAUUGGAAGGAAUCUUAGGCCAGAGACAGGAUGUAAUCGAUUCGUUAACACAAAUCUGCGAUUCAAACCCGGCCAUCUCCGCCUCAAAGCUUUCGCAGCUGCAGCGCCACAAGGAGAUCUUACAAGACCACUGGAAGAGCUUCCGCAAUAUCAGGUCCUCCAUCCAGCAAGAACGCAACAGGCUCAACCUGCUAUUCAGCGUGAAGAACGACAUUGCCAAUUCCACAACGGACGCGCCAGCUCCCAUCGGGGACGCUGACGAGUACAUUCAGAACGAAACAAGGCGAAUUGAUCAGUCCAACAAUGUUGUCGACCGCCUCAUCUCCCAAGCCUGGGAGACUCGCUCACAGUUUCACACGCAGAGCAACGUUUUGAACACAGCAAACAACAGGGUGUUGCAAACUCUGCAGAGAAUACCAGGCGUCAAUCAACUUAUUAUGAAGAUCAACACGAGGAGGAAGAAAAACGCGUUUGUAUUGGCCACGAUAACAACCCUUUGUAUACUGUUUUUGUUUUUCACAUGGUAA